AUGGUGUCUUUCAUCUCGGCCCUGGGUGCCACGAUCGCGGCAAUAGUCAUCGUGAAACUUCUUUCUAUCGGCCAUCGUCCCAAGAACUUGCCCCCCGGUCCUCCCACCUUACCCAUCAUUGGCAACAUACAUCAGAUGCCCAGUCGUGAUGCACACCUCCAUUUCCAGAAAUGGGCUCGUGAGUAUGGUCCGAUAUACAGUCUGAUGUUGGGGACAAAAUGCUUGAUCGUCAUUUCGAGUGACGAAGUGGUCAAGGAACUCCUCGAUCGUCGAAGCAGGAUCUAUUCGGAUCGACAAGAGAUGUAUAUUGGACAAACAUUGUGCAGCGGUGGUCUCCGCGUGUUGAUGAUGCGAUACGGGCCAACCUGGCGAAUAACCAGAAAGCUGACCCACGGGUUGCUGAAUAUCGUCAAUUCCAAGAACUAUAUCCCCUACCAGGUUCUGGAGAACAAGCAAAUGCUGUAUGAAUUCUUGACGCGGCCCGACGGAUUCCUCAAUCACAUUCGCCGCUACUCAAACGCUCUGACUACAACGAUGGUCUACGGCUGGCGAACGCCCACCUACGAGGAUCCCAAGAUAAAGCAGCUGUUUGAGAGCGUUGCCGAAUUUGCGGCCCUUACACAGACAGGGACAGCGGCAAUUAUCGACUUCUUCCCGUGGCUGGGAAAAUUGCCGGAUUUCCUAAUCCCUACCCAAAAACAGGCCAAAGCACUCCAUCAGCGCGAAAAGCCGCUCUAUAUGGGUUACUGGUUGCGGGCCAAAGAAGAAAUACAGUCCGGCUGCAUCAAACCAUGCUUUUGCGUAGGGAUGUUCGAGUCCCAGAAGCGAGAGAUGUACAGCGAUGACCAGGCCGCGUAUAUCUCGGGGACGCUUCUCGAGGCGGGCUCCGAUACAACGUCUAACACCCUGUACGCUUUUGUCCAGGCAAUGCUCUUGUUCCCAGAGGUGCAACGCAGGGCGCAGGCGGAAAUUGACCAGGUCGUCGGACCGAAUCGCCUGCCGGUGAUGGAUGAUCUCUCGCAGCUGCCAUACAUUCGCGCCUGCAUGAAAGAAACCUUACGGUGGAUGCCAACCGCCAUUUUGGGCGCCGUGCCCCACGCCGUCACGCAGGAUGACGAGUACAUGGGAUACCUGAUUCCCAAAGGAGCGGGGAUUCUACACAACGUGUGGGCCAUUCACAUGGAUCCGAAACGCCAUCCCAAUCCACGGAUCUUCAACCCCGACCGGUAUCAAGGCGACGAGCAAAGCCUCCACGAUGCCGCGACAAACCCGGACGUUACAAAACGCGACGUGUUCACCUUUGGGGCUGGACGACGCAUCUGUCCGGGCAUGCAUGUGGCUGAGCGCAGCUUGUUCCUAGGCAUGGCGGGGAUCCUGUGGGCAUUUGAUAUUUCGCCAGCCCUGGAUGUAAUGGGAAGUCCCAUACUACCGGACGCGGACCGGUUGACUCAAGGGUUUGUGUGUUUGCCAGAGGAGUAUCCUGCGACGAUUAGACCUCGGACUAGAGAGAAGGCAGACCUGAUAAGAACGGAGUGGAAGGAGGCAGAAGGUGGGUGUUUGGAUAGUAAGACCAAGCAAUGGCUGUAUUAA
Aspergillus melleus is the source of this 1590-nucleotide messenger RNA. RefSeq names its product cytochrome P450. Lineage: Eukaryota; Fungi; Ascomycota; Eurotiomycetes; Eurotiales; Aspergillaceae. The record is from RefSeq and is a predicted model, not a curated record. The coding region runs from base 1 to 1590 and encodes 529 amino acids. Gene Ontology annotation, molecular function: iron ion binding; monooxygenase activity; oxidoreductase activity, acting on paired donors, with incorporation or reduction of molecular oxygen. The transcript has 4 exons.